AUGUUUGGAUUAAUAAAAGGUUUUGAAAUUAAAAUAGAUAUGUUUAUUAACGAUGUCAAAUCAGGAAAAUUUCUAUACUUCCCAAAAGUGAAAAAAAUGUUAGGUGAAGUGGACAUUUUUGAACAAACCAAUUGGGAUUUUACCAAUGAAUUUUCAAAUAUUGUUGAUUUUAAUGAUUACUAUCUUAAUUGGAUGGAAUUAGAAAAUUUAGAAAUGCAGUUAAUCGAUUUGCAAACUAAUCCAAUUUGGACAAAUAAAUUUGUGAAUAUGCGAGAGCGUAUCGAAGAAUUGGAACGUCAUCGAAUACAUAACGAAGAAACAGAUUGCGGUGUUGACAACAUAAUAUUAGAAGUAUGGAAUAAUAUUCCAGAAAAUUUUUCUUCUGUCAAAAAAUUAGCAAUUUCAUUGUUAACAAUUUUUUCUUCAACAUAUGCUUGCGAAAGUCUCUUUUCGGUAUUAAAUCAUACACAUACAAAGGCUAGGAACAGAUUAACGGAGGAAGAUUCGGCAGCAUGUAUUGCCUUGCAAUCAACAUCAUAUCAACCAGAUAUAAAAAACCUUUCAACCAAAAUGAAGCAAAAGAUUUCUAACAAACAAUAA
Rhopalosiphum maidis (corn leaf aphid) is the source of this 600-nucleotide messenger RNA. RefSeq names its product general transcription factor II-I repeat domain-containing protein 2B-like. Lineage: Eukaryota; Metazoa; Arthropoda; Insecta; Hemiptera; Aphididae. Gene Ontology annotation, molecular function: protein dimerization activity. The record is from RefSeq and is a predicted model, not a curated record. Bases 1 to 600 code for a protein of 199 amino acids. The transcript is spliced from 2 exons.